AUGGCUUCUCGAGCGUUGCCGCGCGGACUCGUCCGCACCAGACCAGGCACCAGCCCGCGAUGCGCCUUGACAAGCUCGCUGUGGUCGCUCCCCGCGCUCCACCGAGGGCGAGGAAUUGCCACGACCUAUCUGAAAAAAGUGGCCGACGGAGAGGAGCGCUGGGCAGAGAGAGCGGCAAAGAUCGAAAAGGGCGAGCUUCCGCAUGUGUGGGACAUUCUCGACGAGCGAGGCUACAUGAAGGACAUUGCUGGAACACCCAAAAAUAUCAAGGAGACGAUGCGCGUCAAGCGAAUAGGCGCCUACGUUGGCGUCGACCCGACCGCCGACUCGCUGCACCUUGGACACUUGCUCCCCAUGAUGGCCCUGUUCUGGCUGUGGUUCCAUGGGCAUCCGGCCGUGACGCUCAUCGGCGGCGCCACGGCGCGAAUCGGCGAUCCCACCGGCCGUAUGACGAGUCGCGCCAUCGUGUCCAACGGCAUCAUUGCCAAGAACAUCACUAAGAUGCACUAUCAAAUCUCCAAGAUCUGGGUAAACGUCAUCGAGCUUAAGCGAAAGUAUGGAUACCCAGACGACUGGGCCGCCAAACGUCACCUCCUCAACAACAGCAUGUGGCUGCAGGGCCUGUCCAUGUACGACUUCACAAAGGCCAUCGCCAGGCAUACCAGGGUCGGGCCUAUGCUUAGCCGAGACACGGUCAAGCAGAGGUUAGAAGGGGGCGAGGGCAUAUCCGUCGGCGAACUGCUCUACCCCCUGUUCCAGGGGUGGGACUUUUGGCACAUGUACAAGAAGCUCGGCAUCCAGAUGCAGAUCGGCGGCUCCGACCAGUUUGGAAACAUUGUGUCUGGCAUCGAUGCCGUCAAGAUCAUCAGGGAACAUGAAGAAACCGGGUUCACUGUUCCGCUGCUCACGGAUUCAUCCGGCGCUAAGCUUGGCAAGAGCGACGGCAACGCCUUAUGGCUAGACGAGUUCAAGACUUCGGCCUUUGACCUGUACGGAUACUUUGUGCGACGAUCCGACGACGAAGUCGAGAGGCUGCUGAAGCUCUUCACCUUUCUGCCCAUGGACAAGAUUCAGGAGAUCAUGGUGGAGCACCGCGAGGACCCGACCAAGAGGCUGGCGCAGCAUAACUUAGCGUUUGAAGUCUUGUCGCUGGUGCACGGCUCUCAAAGAGCGUUGGAAGAGGCGCAGCAGCAUGAAUUCCGUUUCGGUGGAAAUCUACCCAAGAUCGUCAAGGUGCCGACGCCAGAGAGCGGCAUCGUUGUUCCCAACAACGCCCCUCGAAGCGACAUUGAGCUUCCUCGGUCCGUCUUGAAACUAUCACCCGCCAGGAUCCUCUUUGCAUGCGGCCUGGCCAGCAGCGCCAGCGACGGCCAGCGUCUCGUCUCGCAACAGGGCGCAUACGUGGCCGCCCAGCCUGGCCAGAAGAGGGGGCUCGUUCCGGGCAGCCUCAACUGGACCCCCAUCAAGAUGUGGUUCCCCGAUGAGACCCUCAGGUAUGUCCUCGACGAACGCUUGCUCAUUCUCCGCAAGGGCAAGCAUAAUGUUCGCAUCGUGGAGCUCGUCUCGGACGAGGCCUGGGCAGACAGCAAAAGGGUCUAUCCCGGCGAACCGUUCAAGGGGCUCGUGAGACGCACCAAGGAAGCGAUGCGGGAGCAGGCCGAGGCUAGAGGAGAGGCGCCGAUGCGGGCAAAAGAUUUCAGGGUGCAACUAUUGGAGCAGAAGAAGCUGUGGGUGGCCAACAACCCGGAUAUCGAGCUGCCGACCAAGCGAGAGCUCCGCGAGCAGGCACACUGGAAAAAGAGAGGCUCUUCUAGGUCGCGCUCUAUCAGAUUGGGCUCUCCAAAGGCCGUCUCCACCAGGACGGGCCCUCCCAGAAAAGGCUCUCCCAAGAGGGGCUAUAGUAGGUCGGGCCGUAUGACGAGCUUUGGCAGGUCGAUCUCUGGCGGUUCAAACUCUGGUAGCUCGGACUCUGGCGGCUCGAACUCUGCUUGGUAA
Hirsutella rhossiliensis is the source of this 1995-nucleotide messenger RNA. RefSeq names its product tRNA synthetases class I (W and y) domain-containing protein. Gene Ontology annotation, cellular component: mitochondrion; cytosol. The transcript has 4 exons. NCBI's taxonomy places the organism in Eukaryota, Fungi, Ascomycota, Sordariomycetes, Hypocreales, Ophiocordycipitaceae. Bases 1 to 1995 code for a protein of 664 amino acids. The record is from RefSeq and is a predicted model, not a curated record. Gene Ontology annotation, biological process: tyrosyl-tRNA aminoacylation. Gene Ontology annotation, molecular function: tyrosine-tRNA ligase activity; RNA binding; ATP binding.